CACUAAUCAAUGCAUGAAAAAGAGGUGCACUCAUGAUUUUGAGCUCAGUACUCACUAAGGUGAUAAGAUAGCACUGGAACCACAUGUACCAAUCAGAAUAUACUUCAUUAGAUACAUCUAACAGUCUUCUUUGUCCUUCAGUACCUCAUAGAAGAGCUAGGCUUCCCUUCGACUCUCCGGGGCUCUCCAGGCGAGUUCAAACCAAUUGAUAUCUUCCAAAUCGAAGUAUACCUUCUAAAUUGAGUUCAACAACCACUAUCCAAUACUCAUCACAACUGCCCCGCCUUUCUUCGAUUUUCUGCCUGGUGGUGGUGGGUGGGACGAAAGCCACAUAGUUUGAUCUUUAACCUGAAUUGAUCAUCCAAACUCAUCUUCAUUAUGACCCGAUUCCGGCCCUGUAUUGACCUUCACGCAGGUCAGGUCAAGCAGAUUGUUGGCGGUACGCUUGACAGCACAUCGUCGGCUCUUCAAACCAACUAUGUCUCGCAACAUCCCCCGGCUCAUUUUGCUCAGUUAUACCGCGACAAUGAGCUUACUGGUGCACAUGUCAUUAUGUUAGGCUCAGGAAAUGAGGGGCCUGCUAAAGAGGCGCUUGAAGCCUGGCCGGGUGGUCUUCAGGUUGGAGGUGGCAUUAAUGACAAGAACGCAAAGGAAUGGCUGGAUGCUGGAGCAGAGAAGGUCAUCAUUACAUCGUACCUUUUCCCCGAGGGCCGUUUCAGCCAAGUGAGGCUUGACGCAGUGUUGCAAGCUCUUGGCGGUGAUAAGAACAAGCUUGUUAUUGACCUGAGCUGCCGUCGUCGAGGAGAAGAUUCUUGGUUCGUUGCAAUGAACAAAUGGCAAACAAUCACAGAUAUGGAAGUCAACCAAGAAUCUAUCAAGUCUUUAGAGCCUUACUGCUCGGAGUUCUUGAUCCACGCUGCAGAUAACGAGGGUCUACAAAAGGGAGUUGAUGAGGAGCUUGUGCGGCGUCUUUCUGAAUGGUGUUCGAUUCCAGUAACUUAUGCUGGAGGUGGUAGACAUCUUGAAGACUUGGAGAAUGUGAAGAAGCUUAGCAACGGUAAGGUGGAUCUCACAAUUGGAAGCGCAUUGGACUGUUUCGGAGGCUCGGGUGUCAAGUUUGAUGAUUGCGUUGCUUGGAACAAGAAGCAAGGCAAUUAGAAAGAAAAUAGAAUCACUUUUGAACUAAUUCUGAAGCAGCAAUAUUGGUGAGGCUGCAUGCAGCUGUAUGAUAUAUGAACA
This is a messenger RNA of Fusarium redolens, 1239 nucleotides long. RefSeq lists its product as uncharacterized. Gene Ontology annotation, cellular component: cytoplasm. The record is from RefSeq and is a predicted model, not a curated record. Lineage: Eukaryota; Fungi; Ascomycota; Sordariomycetes; Hypocreales; Nectriaceae. Gene Ontology annotation, biological process: L-histidine biosynthetic process; L-tryptophan biosynthetic process. Gene Ontology annotation, molecular function: 1-(5-phosphoribosyl)-5-[(5-phosphoribosylamino)methylideneamino]imidazole-4-carboxamide isomerase activity. The transcript is spliced from 3 exons. The coding region runs from base 379 to 1158 and encodes 259 amino acids.